This is a messenger RNA of Eucalyptus grandis, 417 nucleotides long. Its product is annotated as antifungal protein ginkbilobin-like protein. The transcript has a single exon. Gene Ontology annotation, cellular component: plasmodesma. The coding region runs from base 1 to 417 and encodes 138 amino acids. Lineage: Eukaryota; Viridiplantae; Streptophyta; Magnoliopsida; Myrtales; Myrtaceae. The record is from RefSeq and is a predicted model, not a curated record.
AUGAUACUUGCUUACAAGCUUAUAUUUCUGACCGUGUCGUCUCUCUCCGCCAUCGUUUCUGUCGCAGCCGACGACACCGGCUUCGCUGUAUUGAGUUAUCAGUGCAGCAGUGAUGCGUACAGCAUGGGGGCGUUGUAUGGAGACGCGGUGUCUGCUGUCAUCAGGGCUUUAGUCGAUUCCACGGCGGAUUUCGGUUAUGAUUGCUCUGCCCAGUCGAGGCCGUCUGACCCUGGCGAUCCAGUGUGUUUCAGUCAUGUGACGUGCCACGUGGGGAUCGUCGAAUCGGAAUGCGCGACCUGCAUCCAGUACGCCGCCAACUUCUUGGGGAACAGGUGUCCGAUGAGUUACGGGGCUCGGACUCAGGUUCAAAGUUGUAGAGUUAGAUACGAGCGGUACCCGUUCACCGAGAGUAAGUGA